AAAAAAUCUCUCUUUUUGCAAACGCUUCACACCUUUGGAUACAACAAUUGGCAACAUGGUCAAACUCAUUAUCCCCUCCCUUAUGGGCGGUCUUACCCUUGCCCUGGCCGCCAACAUCCCUGUUGUUCCCGGCUCUGCAGAUAAUUUGUUACGACGAGACCUCGGAUGUAACAUUUGUACACAGGUCUUGGAACCAAUUCUGGCACUUGAGCCCGAACCGAAUGCUAUCGUCGGGGCGUUGGAUAAUGCUUGUCGCUCGCUCCCGGUGGAUCGCCAGAAGUGCGAAAACUUUGUUAGUGUAUACGGCAGUUUGAUAAUUAAUCUUGUGCAGCAAGAUCUAGGCGCCAACGCUAUAUGUGCCGCCGUGGGAUUGUGUGAAGCCUGAGGUGUACGGGCGGUUACCUAUUUAGAUCCCGGUUAGGACCCCAAGUGAUUCGUUCUAUUCCAGUCCAAAUACAUUCUUCCAUAGAGCCCUGAGCAUUCCCUCUUA
Molecule: messenger RNA, 490 nt
Organism: Aspergillus caelatus
Lineage: Eukaryota; Fungi; Ascomycota; Eurotiomycetes; Eurotiales; Aspergillaceae
Product: saposin domain-containing protein
Exons: 2
Coding region: 56-385 (109 amino acids)
Source: RefSeq, a predicted model, not a curated record